AAGAGAGCCAAUGGUAAGUCAAAUGCAUCAGUUAGUCAUUUACAUCUUUCUUGCUUAGUACAACUUCUCGAGUCAGCAUGAAGGUCACGAUUCUCGCUCUGUUUUUCACUGUCGCUUCAGCUCAAUAUUAUUCCAAGCCAGCCUACUCAGCUCCGUCUUAUUCUCCUAUGCCCUACAACUUUGCAUGGGGCGUUAAGGACGAUGCUUCGUACAACAACUAUGCGCAUUCUGAGAGCAGCGACGGAAAUGUAGUCACCGGAUCGUACCGAGUGGCCCUGCCGGACGGUCGCACCCAAAUCGUCUACUACAGGGCUGACAGCAACGGAUACGUGGCGGACGUCAAGUACGAAGGCGAGGCUAGAUACCCCGAAAACAAGCCAUCCUACUCUUCCUAUUCGGCCCCGGCCUACAAAGCCCCGUCUGCACCAGUCUACAGGGCCCCAGCCGCUCCUGCCUACGUCGCUCCUCGUGCUCCUACUUAUGGAUCUGUUCAGGCGCCUUCCUAUGGAUCGGUUUCUGCACCGGCCUACAAAGCACCUCCCGCCCCUGCUUACGUCGCUCCUCGUGUUCCAGCCUAUUCUGCUCCUAAAACGCAAACGUAUAGAGCCGCAACAGCCACUGGCCAAAGAGGUUCUGUUGCUGCGCCAGGCUACAACACUCAGCAACAAUGGCCGAUUUCUUACAGUCGAGGUGGUUAGGAUUGUUAACAAGACACAGUCAGG
Molecule: messenger RNA, 722 nt
Organism: Daphnia pulicaria
Lineage: Eukaryota; Metazoa; Arthropoda; Branchiopoda; Diplostraca; Daphniidae
Product: cuticle protein 18.6-like
Exons: 3
Coding region: 78-698 (206 amino acids)
Cellular component (GO): extracellular matrix
Source: RefSeq, a predicted model, not a curated record